Molecule: messenger RNA, 3819 nt
Organism: Wasmannia auropunctata (little fire ant)
Lineage: Eukaryota; Metazoa; Arthropoda; Insecta; Hymenoptera; Formicidae
Gene: Trc8
Product: protein TRC8 homolog
Exons: 4
Coding region: 856-2823 (655 amino acids)
Biological process (GO): ERAD pathway
Cellular component (GO): endoplasmic reticulum; endomembrane system
Molecular function (GO): ubiquitin protein ligase activity
Source: RefSeq, a predicted model, not a curated record
UAUGAAAAUGCAAGUUAUCGCAUGGUACGAGAUACAUUACAUCGACGUAAACUAUAAGAUAACACGACAGAGGAGAGGAAUUGAGGAAAGAACAAAUAAAUUACUGUACAAAUAGAAAAAUAAGGCCGUGUUUCAUAAUUCUCCCUACAGUACUCGCGUUGUGGCGUACGUCAUUUCUUAUAUGAAAAGGAAAAAUAUAAGUGAGAAAGUCAUAUAAGAUGGUAUGUAUAUAUUAUAUACAAGAGAGUCUGCAGUAGCCCUGAGAAAAAUUGGAAAAAGCUCGCUGGAAGAGCGACGAUCGCUUUAUAAUUAUUAAAUUUUGCUUUUCUCCUUUUAAUCAAUAAAAAUAAUUCAUUUUCGUUUAUUGCAGGCGCGUUUGACGACGGACGUUUGAUGAGAGCAAGCUGAUCAAAGCUGACUGACAAUGAGAAUGAAAUGAGGUAAAAGGAAAUUAGCGAAUAACGUACGGCUAUUAUGUGAAUACUCUUGAGGACGGUGAGAUCAAAGAGACGCGAAUAAGACGCGAAGGAACGAGAACAUGCAAUGGUGAAUGUUGGGCUCUUAUGCGUAUCUUGCGUCGAUUUGCGCGAUUCGACUUUAUUCAGAGUCACUUAAUUGUGAUUGUUAGCAAGCGCCGAAUCAUCGCGGUCAGGUGCGCCGCGACAAAAUGUGACCUGCAAUUCCUGCGAAUUAACUUCCCUCCUCGACUAUUGGCCCGCGUUGUUCACGUACGUUGUUCAUUGUUGUUGGACUGGCCUUUAUACGGUUCCAUAACAGAAUGCUACUUCCACAUAUGAAACCAAGGCAUGCAUAAAAACGUCUUCCUCGAACGUUUCUUCAAAUAGCACUAGCAAGAUGGAGACUUCGAUACGGGAAAGAAUUCUCAGCUUUGCUGAUGUUGUAAUGAGAGUGCCACCUUUAUUUAUUAUUGACGAGUUACUUAGAAUUGGCCUUGGUUUACCUAACGACAAUAUCGUGCUGAAAAGUAAUGAAUAUGACUUUAAAACUACUAAUUUAUCGGGCAUCGCUAAUUCCAUCUCUGCAGUCACGACAGAUUCGUUUCUAAUGGAGCAGUUUGAUUGGACUCAUCUUGUUUACAAGGCUUAUCUGAUAAUCAUGUUUAAAUUUUUAUGCUGUUGUGUAGGUUUUCUUGCAGCCUUAUACACGUUCAUGUUAUGUACUAGACAUUUGAUGAUCGUCUACCUAUAUUUAAUAUCUGUAGGAGUGAUAUUUGUAUCGUAUUGGUCAAAUGUUAGUACAAUAAAAGCGAUUAUAGCUUACAUGAGUGUCCACGAAUCAACAACUAGUAUACUUGACAAUAUAUUAUGUCUGAAUCUAUCAGACGUUCUCUAUAAUGGUCCGGGUUUCCUGAUUAUUCAGAAUUAUAUACUACAAUGCCUGCUAGCCAGUAUCUUUUGUUACAUACAUCUUGCCCCAAGACAUCCAGUGGUUCAAAAGCUUCUUGUGCUGAGCUUUAUGUCACCAUCCAUCGUGGGUAUCCAUCCUUUACCGAUGCAAUAUCUGUAUCACGCACCAGUGUGCGCAACGUUAAUCCCGCUGGCUGUAUGUAAAUUUGUCAUCUGGUACAAUGGGGUCUCCAUGUUAAGAACUAUCUACAUGGGCUAUCGACAUGCACGCAAUUUUAUAAUCAAUUACGGCUUAUCCGCUCUCGCGGAAACAGAAUGGAUGCGCCUGAACGUGCCGUGCGUACUUCGCACGUUUUGGAUGCUACGAGUGGGAGAGCAAAUCGUUCAGAUCCUCGGGAAUCACUACGGCGAGGAAACAUUUAAUUAUUACGUCAUGAUGAGAACGUUGCUGGUAAAUGGAUGCGAGACAUUGACAGCUGUUCUCGGUAUGACCAGCAUAAUCUCGUUUAUUUGCCACUAUAUCGGCUGCUUCUUCCAAUGGGUAUUAUUGACCGAAGACGAAGAUGAGAAGAGUAUUGGCACGGUUUCCGCUAUACUAUUCUACAUUCUUGCCCUGCAGACCGGAUUGACGAGUCUCGAUAGAGAGAAGCGUCUAGUACGGCUAUAUCGUAAUUUUUGCCUAUUAUUUACCGCGAUUUUACACUUUGUCCACAAUAUAGUGAAUCCACUAUUGAUGUCACUUAGUGCUUCUCAUAACCCGGCGCUACAUAGACAUUUACGUGCUUUGGCGGUCUGUGCUUUUCUAAUAUUUUUCCCGGUAUCGUUACUCAUAUUCCUCUGGUCCCACUUUACAGUGAGUACGUGGUUAUUGGCUGUAUCGGUCUUCAGCAUCGAGGUAAUAGUCAAAGUACUAGUCUCGCUGGCGAUUUACUCACUGUUUCUCAUCGACGCGUAUAGAAGCGCCUUCUGGGAACAAUUUGACGAUUGCGUGUACAUAAUAAGGUCAUUUGGCAAUACUGUGGAAUUCGCUUUUGGUAUCAUAUUGUUUUUCAACGGCUUCUGGAUAUUGAUCUUUGAGUCUGGUGGAGCUAUUCGCUCCAUCAUGAUGUGCAUACAUGCCUACUUUAAUAUCUGGUGUGAAGCGAAGGCUGGAUGGAGCGUUUUUAUGAAACGCCUGACCGCUGUCAACAAGAUUAAUUCUUUACCGGAAGCAAAUGCCGAACAACUGCAACGAUUGGACGAUGUUUGCGCGAUUUGCUAUCAGGAGAUGCAAAGCGCCAAGAUCACCCAAUGCAAUCAUUAUUUCCACGGUGUAUGCUUACGAAAAUGGUUAUACGUUCAAGACCGAUGUCCCCUUUGCCACGAUAUACUGUAUAAAGUUGAAAACGUGCAGAACCGAGCUCUCGUUGAGGGUGGGAACGGCGGGAAUGAUAUUGAAGAUGGCACGGUUGUGUAAAUUUCGUAUAGAAUUCGAAUUUGUUAGGCAAUCUCUUGGGCUGACAAUGAGACGGUUAGGUUGGCCGAGUGGAUGUUCGGAUGAAGGCAGAUGGCAGAAAUGACGUGGCUUUUCACGCGUAUUUUGUGAUAUGACAUAUAGGUAGAUACUAAUUUUUUUUAACUUAGUUAUGAUCGCGAAGCAUCGACGUCUGAAUGAAAUCUCGCUCGAAAAUUUCGCUCGUUUGUAUCGUAUAUUACUCCAAUUUGAUAAUAUCGGAAAGCAUUAUAAAUACUUAUAUACGCGUAAUUAUCCUGUAAGAAUUCGAAUUUUUUUUCAACUUGUAAAAUCUUGUAAAUAAGCAAGCCGCAACAAUUAUUCUUAGAAAGAAAAAAAAAACAUUCGAGAGACAUGCGAUGAUUGUCUUAUAAUAAGAAAGUAUUUGGCGUACAGUUUCAAAACUUUGGCUCUUUGCCAUUUCGAUAGAUGUCCACUGUUAAAUGUAUUUUUGGAUCGUCGUUAUGCUACAAUCGUCGUAUAUAGCGUGACGCAAUGGUAUACAUAUAAGCUUCCAUGUAUUGUACAUGCCAUGUGCUUCCAUUUCUUUAAUGAUGAAUCAUGAUAUACCGUCAUAUGACAUAUUUCUAUCAAAUUAAGUGAGAGAGGGGGCGGCGAGAAUUAGAAAAAUAAGAGAAAGAAAGUGGGGGGGGGAGGGGAGAGACACUGUUAAGAUUUAUUCUAUAUGAAAACUUUAAUGACAAAGUUGUGGCUAAAACUUUAAUUUUACGACACAUUUUAUGAUACUUUUCAUUAUAAUUAGUACGAAAUAAUGGUUUGUUUUGUAUAUUCAAGUGCUGGCUAAUAUCGUUGAGUAUACGUUGCUAUAAAGAUGAUUGUGGCGAAUUAUUUCUCUUUAAAUUCUUCUCUUUCGAAUAGGUGAUAAUUUUCGUCUCUACUAAAUCUAUUGUAAUUGACUGUAAUUGAUUGCAAAUAAAAUUCUAUUAAAUCGUUUCUCAA